AGAACGGAAGAGACACUGAGUGGGAGUACGAAUGGAAAACAACAAGCUCAAACAAACUAUCAAAGCAAAAUGAACACAGUAUUAGAAAUGUUUCUGCAUCCCACAGUGGAACCUACAUGUGUAAGGGCAGAAUGAAAAGUGCACAGCAGUCUUCAACAGAUUGGAGUGAGGCCAUCACAUUGACAGUAGCAGACAAUAAACCUCAGCCUGUCCUCACUGUGUCUCCAUUAUGGCUGAGUCCUGGAGACUCAGUAACUCUGAACUGCAGUGUUACAGAUCCGUCUGCAGGAUGGAGGUUCUACUGGUAUAAGGCUGUUCCCAUACUGGCAGACAACUACUACAGUUAUGAGCUGCUACCUGGCAGCAUCAGUGGGACUGAACAGGAUUCCUACAUCGUUCAUGGACAGACACACACAGCAGGAUAUGUGUGCAGAGCUGGAAGAGGAGAUCCAGUGUUUUACACUCUGAACAGCGAACAUAAGUUUGCCUGGUCUGGAGAUGUUCAUUCAUCAGCGUCUCUCACAGUGAGUCCUGACACAGUGCAACACUUCACCUCUGAGUCUGUGUCACUGAACUGUAAAGGAAACUCUACUGAGUGGAGAGUGAGGAAGUUUACUGAGAAGAGCUACCUAGCCUCCUGCUCCAACUGGGGGACAAUGACUGGAUCCACAUGCAACAUAGGCCGUAACUGGCAUAGAGAUACCGGUGUGUACUGGUGUGAGUCUGGAUCAGGAGAGUUCAGCAACGCAGUCAACAUCACUAUACAGGAACAACACAUUAUCCUGGCGAGCCCCGUGUAUCCUGUGACUGAGGGAGAUUCUGUUAGUCUGAGCUGCAAAUUGAGAAGGCAACAAUUUGCUUUGAAUGUGUUUUUCUAUCGAAAUGGCGAACUCAUCCAAAAUGACACCAGAUGGGAGCUAAAUAUCUCUGCAGUGUCAAAGUCAGAAGAAGGCUUCUACAAGUGCAAAUACUCACAACAAGUGUCACCGCAGAGUUGGAUGUCAGUUAAAGCAGGGUCCAGGCCUGAAGGCUCGUCAUUUCCUGUAGAGUUCGUUAUUAGGCUGGUGUGUGGAAUCAUACUACUUCCUCUUCUGCUCCUUUUGUAUUGCUACAAACCGUCCAAAGAUUCAUGCUUCAUCAGGCCGAUCCAGUCUGAGAGCACCGAUCGGGGCUCCGCCAGAAGUCACGUGGUCUACCAGAAUGAGGCUGAACCCAAUGAAUGUUCCUCUCCUCUCAAUGAUGCAGCUGAUUCCCAGAAUGUCACCAAUUCUUUGAUUGAACUGAAAGACAUUGGAAAGAAGCGGAAGCAGCAUGAACCAGAGGAGAGCGUUGAUUACUCUGAUGUAACGACAGAAACUGCAGGUCUGUAAAGAGAGCCGCAUCGACAAAUGGUUGAGAGCAUUUCAUGAAAGUCUUGUGUGCACCCCAGCUAUCCACAUAUUAGACAUGCUCAGUAUGUUGUACAGUUAAAUGUGUUAGUAAAUUAUAUCAAAUAAUCACAUCAUGUGGAUUUAAUUGCUCUCAGCACAAGCACAAGACUAUUGAUGCAUAUUUUCAUUUAGUAUUUAUGCUCUGCAGUAUUAUUAAUAAUGAUAUGCUUCAUUUUGUUAUUUUUUAUUGAAGUUGUAGGAAUUUGAGCUUUAGUAACCAGCUGUGCAGCUUUAAAGUCGGCAUCGUUUUCUGUGUUGGAUGAGAAAGAUCCAGAACAUCAGUGUUUACUUUA
Messenger RNA from Sebastes umbrosus (honeycomb rockfish), 1723 nucleotides. Its product is annotated as immunoglobulin superfamily member 1-like. The record is from RefSeq and is a predicted model, not a curated record. The coding region runs from base 117 to 1370 and encodes 417 amino acids. Lineage: Eukaryota; Metazoa; Chordata; Actinopteri; Perciformes; Sebastidae. Gene Ontology annotation, molecular function: transmembrane signaling receptor activity. The transcript is spliced from 10 exons. Gene Ontology annotation, biological process: cell surface receptor signaling pathway.